This is a messenger RNA of Diachasmimorpha longicaudata, 1518 nucleotides long. Its product is annotated as major royal jelly protein 1-like. The record is from RefSeq and is a predicted model, not a curated record. Gene Ontology annotation, cellular component: extracellular region. The transcript has 4 exons. The coding region runs from base 1 to 1341 and encodes 446 amino acids. Lineage: Eukaryota; Metazoa; Arthropoda; Insecta; Hymenoptera; Braconidae.
AUGAUGACGUCGGACAUCUUCAGGAUGUCCCUUGUCCUGUCGUUCGUGACCUGGGGGGUUGUGAGUCAUCCCCACAGGAGAGAUCCUGUCCUUCCUGACUUCAACACCAAUCGACUCCAGUUGAUUUAUUCCUGGAAGUCACUGGAGUUCGAUUAUCCGAGUGAACGUGCACGCCAGGUGGCAGUCGACAGGAAGGAGUUCGUUCCUGGUGACCCCGUUCCAAUAGACGUUGACAUCAUCCGAGGCCGUCAUCCCAAGGUCCUGGUGACCAUCCCAAGGUUCCAAGAUGGCGUCCCGGUGACCCUCGGCUACGUCACCAACCGAGUCUCCUUCGAGGGGAAUCCCAUCAUCGCACCCUACCCCAACUGGGAGUGGAACAGACUCGGAAACUGUAGUAACAUCGUCAGCGUCUAUCGGGUCAAGGUCGACGACUGCGGAAGGCUCUGGGUCCUGGACACCGGAAAGCUCAAGGACGAGCAGAUCUGCCCACCGAAGCUCCUCGUCUUCAACUCCCUGACGAGCCGCCUGAUCUCCGUCUACCGCUUCCCUCCCGACCAAGUCCUUCACGAUUCCCUCUUCAUAACUCCAGUCGUUGAUGUCCGCGACCCCCAGACCUGUCUGGACACCUUCGUCUACAUCGCGGACGUCACCGGGUUCCAGCUGAUCGUCUACGACCACCGCCAUCAAGUGUCCUGGACCAUCCAGAACAACCUCUUCCAUCCUUACCCCAAUCACGGCACCUUCACCAUCGCAGGUCAGAGCUUCGACCUGAUGGAUGGAAUAUUCGGUCUUGCGUUGGGCCCCGUCCUCUGGAACGGCGACAGGACGUUGUACUUUCACUCCCUGGCGAGUGUCGUCGAGGGCUGGGUGUCCACUUCCGUCGUACGGAACGCGUCUGCCUUCCGGAACGACCCAGGAGCGAUGGCCAGAUCCUUUCACAGUUUCCAGAAGACCAGGACGUCGCAGGCUGGGGCCCAGGCGAUGGACAGGAACGGGGUCUUGUUCUAUGGUCUGAUGACGGAGGUCGCCCUGGGAUGUUGGAAUCAACGAGUUGAGUUCGGAGGGGAGAACCUGGAUGUGAUCGUCGUGAACCGAGAGACACUUCAGUUCGCGUCAGGAUUGAAGGUUUCGGGCCCGACGCAGGGCCGGGAGGAAGUCUGGGUGCUGACGAGUGCCUUCCAGAAGGUUAUGAACGGAUUGAACCCGAAUGAGGUGAACUUUCGCAUUCAGGCGGGCUUCGCUGACGAACUUGUGCGUGGGACCAAGUGCCAGAGUACGUCAGGCGAUGACGGGCCCAAAAAUAGUCGGAAUAAACCGAUUGUCUUUCCUUCUGUGAGUUAGACGAUGCCUUAGGUGUGUGACUAAUGGCCAGUUCUCGGUGACAAUGAGGAAGUGAUAUGUUAUCUCGACAAUUGUCAUGACGAUUCUCGAUCGUAAAAAUCGUCGAGGUCGCUAACGAUUUAUUCGAUUCUUUUAACGUUUUCCCGAGAAAAAACAUUAAAUUCUUUUUUAAAAAUA